Molecule: messenger RNA, 447 nt
Organism: Alternaria atra
Lineage: Eukaryota; Fungi; Ascomycota; Dothideomycetes; Pleosporales; Pleosporaceae
Exons: 2
Coding region: 1-447 (148 amino acids)
Source: RefSeq, a predicted model, not a curated record
AUGGACGCACGGCGGACUCCAGAUGCACCCAACUCUGAUGAGAGCUACCAGAGACAGAGUGUCCUUCUACUUCAGCAGGUUGUAAACCUUGGCACCGACCAUGCACAACACCAGGAUCAAGUGUUGAGAAACAUCCUCGAAUCAUUAAAAGAACUCAAAGAGAGCCAAGACACUCUGUAUGCAUCACAGGAAGCUAUGAGAAAGCAGUUGAACGACACCCAAUCUCUCAUCAAUAAUCAUUAUCGCCGCUCGAAUCAGUGCUUCUUGUCAGAAUAUCCGCAUCCGGCUAGCUGUUACCAAGGUCGCGCAUUGUUGCCAGGCAAUGCUCAGUAUGGUACCGGUGUUUGUUCGCAUCAGCAAAACAAUGUGCAAAGCGAUUUCGUACAAGAAUUAUACGACAUUUUACAGAGGCACAGCCCAUCUAAUGUGCCUCGAAGGGCAAUGUAA